Messenger RNA from Dendrobium catenatum, 1285 nucleotides. RefSeq names its product cytochrome P450 87A3-like. Bases 1 to 1272 code for a protein of 423 amino acids. Gene Ontology annotation, biological process: sterol metabolic process. The record is from RefSeq and is a predicted model, not a curated record. NCBI's taxonomy places the organism in Eukaryota, Viridiplantae, Streptophyta, Magnoliopsida, Asparagales, Orchidaceae. The transcript has 10 exons. Gene Ontology annotation, molecular function: monooxygenase activity; oxidoreductase activity, acting on paired donors, with incorporation or reduction of molecular oxygen; heme binding.
AUGCGUGAGCAAAGGUUCCGAAGUAACACGGCUAGGGAGUUGACUGAAGUCACGCAAGAACAUGCUAUGAGGCAAUUCAUCGCCAGAUGUUACCGGGUCGGGAAGUGGAAAUGGGGUCAGAGGGUGGAAGGCAUUGGUCACAUGCGCAUAGAGGGAUGUGUGCAGGCUUGGUUUUUAGGAUGUUCUGAAUGUAGUGCCAAAGUUUGUUUGUGGGCGGACUUCGUUUGGUAUUUACAUUAUGCUGGUUGUAAUGGCAAAAUCCAUUUCACCGACGGAUAUUAUUUGGGUAGCCGCAAGGCUAAUUCUCUUAGUGAUGUUUGGGAGCCAUUGGUGACUUGUGUUGAUCACCAAGUGGAGAAGCUUUUCUUCGAUGUCAUAGCCAAGACUUUGAUAAGCUAUGAUCCUUCAACAACAACAAUAGACUUAAUGAGAUAUCUUAAAGUUUUUAUAAGCUCAGUGUUCUCCUUUCCAUUUAACAUUCCUGGAACUGCUUAUCAUAGGAGUUUGCAGGGGCGGAAGAUUGUGAUGAAUUUACUGAAAACUUUACUUUCAGAGAGGAUGAAAUCACCAAGAAAAGAAAGCAAGGAUUUUCUCGAUCUUUUAGUUGACGAACUCGGGAAAGAAAACUCCAUGUUAACAGAGAAAUCAGCUUUAAAUUUAAUAUUUGUUCUUCUAAUUGCAAGCUUUGUGUCAAGUUCUCGAACAAUUUCUCUUGCUACUAAGUUUCUCAGUGAGGAUCCAAAAAUUUUGAAGGAUCUAACCGAUGAGCAUGAAGAAGUUCUUAGAAAUCGGGAUGAACCAGACUCCCAAAUCACAUGGGAAGAAUACAAAUCAAUGAGCUUCACGCAACAGGUUAUCAAAGAGGCAGGAAGGCUAGCAAAUAUCGUACCCGCAAGUUUUCGUAAAACUAUCAAGGAUUUUGCAAUAAAUGGAUAUGUAAUACCAAAAGAUUGGCUUGUCAUGAUUUAUCCACCUGCAACACACUUAAAUCCUCAGAUACAUGAGGAUCCACUAACCUUCAAUCCUAGUAGAUGGGAGGGAAAACCUGAAUCAAAUCGUGGUGAGAAGAACUACUUAGUUUUUGGUGGAGGGAUUAGGUACUGUAUUGGUGCUGAAUUUAGCAAAUUGGAGAUGGCUAUUUUUCUCCAUUACUUUGUUACUAAGUGCAGGUGGAAGGAUGUUAAAGGUGGAAAUAUAGUACGAUCUCCGGGUUUAGAGUUUCCUGAUGGCUAUCACAUCCAAGUUAUGCCUAAGAAUGUUGGAGUAUUAUAGAUUUACAGUGCAC